UAUUCGCGCGCGGCACGAGACCUCAGUCAGUGAUUGACCCGAGAAUAGAAGCAGCGUUAUUUCUUCUGUCUCCAAACGUCUUCACAGAAACAUUACUGAGGUUCUACUGGUUCCCAACAAAAACUUCAAGAUGAUCCGCUAUCAGGAAUUAUUGUUAAUGGAGAACAAGGCACCUCCUUCUUCUGAUCCUGGAACAUCUACAGGAAGGUCAGAAACUUCACCACGAGACUCUCUGGAGGAAACCAAAAAGAUGGAGGAGUUGAAGGAGACCAUGGUGCAUGGGCAGAAAAAUCUGAAUGAAGGAUGGAUGGCAGCAGCACUAUUAAACACGAAGUCCAUAAUUACGAAGUUCUACUCGAAUUUGAAUACUUUUGAUGGCGAGUGCAGUGACGACUACAGAGAGAUGGAUUCAUCUGAGUCCAGUUCCCAUAUGACAGUGUUGGAGAGUCUGACUGCAUUUCCUCGUGGGGGACACGUGAGCAGUCUGACUCCGAGUCUGUUCCCCAUCUCACACGUGCACACGCUCACUGAAGGGUUGACCAAUUUCGGAUUCAACUGCUACGUUAACGCGAGUCUGCAGUGUCUGUUCACAGCUGAGACGUUCUGUGGAGAACUUUCCAACCUGCUGGACAAUUCCUUCCCCAAAGUAGACGACACAUUGAUCAGAUGUUUUGUGGAGUUGUCACGCUUGAGAAACGGCUUGAAAGGUGGACAUAAAAUCAACAAGGAUUCUUUGCUCAAAGACCUGAUUUUAUCAGCCACGAUGAUCAACCCUGAGUUCACCAUUGACCAACAGAAUGACGCCCAUGAAUUCCUCUGCUUCUGUUUGAGUGAAAUCGAGGAGUUUAUCUUAGGACACGUUGGAAAGAGGAUGUGGAACCUCGAUGUCCAGUCAAGUCCAAUUUCAAGUUCAACAUGAGGAACAUUAUAACGUGCACCAGCUGUGGAUCCCAGCAGAACAAACUGGAAGUCUUCAAUCACCUGUCUGUGCCCCUGGUGUGCGAGUCGGUGGAAAAGUGUGUCUACGACUUUGUUUAUAACACCACAGUGUUGGAGAGAAA
Silurus meridionalis is the source of this 1061-nucleotide messenger RNA. Its product is annotated as ubiquitin carboxyl-terminal hydrolase 37-like. Gene Ontology annotation, cellular component: cytosol; nucleus. Gene Ontology annotation, biological process: protein deubiquitination. The record is from RefSeq and is a predicted model, not a curated record. Bases 131 to 919 code for a protein of 262 amino acids. The transcript has 9 exons. Lineage: Eukaryota; Metazoa; Chordata; Actinopteri; Siluriformes; Siluridae. Gene Ontology annotation, molecular function: cysteine-type deubiquitinase activity; cysteine-type endopeptidase activity.